Messenger RNA from [Torrubiella] hemipterigena, 1677 nucleotides. The record is from the annotation of a GenBank genome assembly. NCBI's taxonomy places the organism in Eukaryota, Fungi, Ascomycota, Sordariomycetes, Hypocreales, Clavicipitaceae.
AUGACAGACCAAACCGCCGACAACGCACUUGCGGAUGUCAACUUUGACGAGUUUACCUACCCAUGCACGACGGAUUCUUGCGCAUUUUGCACCCUUCCAGUCCGAGAAAACGAUACAAUCGUAGCCAUAAACUCAGAGACCGGCGAAUUAAGUCAACCAAGCACCAAGACACCGUGCUUCCCUGGCUGCGCUCACAUUGAUGGCCUAUGGUAUGCUGUCCACGGCCUAUGCAACGAACCCACCCAAUAUGUAACCUUGGAUAUUUGUCGAGUCACUGCUACAGACUACAACCUCAAUGAGACGGACGAGAUCCGAUACGAAACAGCCGUGGCAUGCGAACUCGGCAUAGCUCAGGAAUCUCGUCAGUUUCUCAAUGCUACUGAGAGGUUGGAGAUACGCAGCCGCCUCAGAGCGCAGACAAAGCGCCUUGAACUAGAAGGGAGACCAUGCCGAUCUUUCGGAGACGUUGACCUUACAGAAAAAGUGUAUGCUACAUAUGAAUUAUUCCACACCCACCGGUUCCUCGCGACACUCAGUAACACGGAGACGGAUGGGUCGGUUGUCAUCUACUGUCCCUCGCAGCUGCUUAGUCCUCCUACGGAGGAGGAGACACCUGCUCGAGCCUUUGUGCUGCGCAACCAGCUCGGCGUGCUAGAUGUUACGAUUUGUGCCAACAACGAAGAUGAGGUUCUCCGGGAUGGACUUAAACUUCGACACAUUUUUAACAACGCGGAGUGGGAAGCAUCCCACCCAAGCACACUGUGGCCGAAGCCCAUGCUUAGCGGUGAUUUGGUUAUGAACACCCUGAUUGUCGAAGACCUAAAUGUUAAACGAUACAAGCUAGUCAAAGUUAACCGAGACAAUUGCGUAGGUUAUUCUAUUGGUUGCAACGACUGCGGCGGCCUGAUCGACAUUGUAGCGCACAGAUACCAUGACGAUGACUACAGCUAUUAUCAGAUUAACGGCCACCACGCGACAAUCUGGUCGCAUUUCACCAUUGACCGCAACGAGUAUAUCCGCGACAUCUGGAAGCGACGACAUCCAAACAGUUCUGAUUAUGCUUUAGUGUUUACUACCACGGCGAACCGUGUACAUGUCGCCGGUGUCCAUCCGCCCCAAGGAACAGACGACGAGUUUGAAUACCAGCUUCUUGCGCGACUUGAAAGGUUGCCGAUUGACAUGUACAUCGAAAACACCAACGGCGUCAUCGCGGAGAUGGGAUUCCUUCCAGAACGUAGCACAAACUUAGACCCAAGUAUUCGGCUAUGUGUUCCUAGGGCACUGGGUACUUAUCCUACCACUCUCCUAGGACGGCAGCAUUUCAGGACAAGUGCAAGUCUGCGCGGCGUUCACUGGGUACAGCCGUGCUUUAUCGGGCACGUCAUCACGGGAAUCGUCGUCCAGUAUACAGAGGGCACAACAGCCUGCCUGGGCCAUGUGGUACUGGAGAAGUUGAAGAGGCCCAUCUACAAGGCCCCCGAUGAAAACAUUAUCUUCGCCUCGGAGCCCUUACCUGGGAACUUGGGAAUGUGCGUGACAGACAUUACCAUGGCGAGGUGUGAUUCGGUCGACCGCGGAUCUCUUGUUAGUGUUGAAGCGAUGGGGACGUUGGAGUGGUGGUUCAUAGGAUUAGCGUCUGAGUUGAUUUGGUUUGAGCACGAGGAGUACGACGGUUGA